This is a messenger RNA of Tarenaya hassleriana, 2703 nucleotides long. Its product is annotated as protein ENHANCED DISEASE RESISTANCE 2-like. Bases 86 to 2410 code for a protein of 774 amino acids. The transcript is spliced from 23 exons. Gene Ontology annotation, molecular function: lipid binding. The record is from RefSeq and is a predicted model, not a curated record. Lineage: Eukaryota; Viridiplantae; Streptophyta; Magnoliopsida; Brassicales; Cleomaceae.
AAGCGAAGAACAGACCAAAAAAAAAAAGCACAGUGUCUGAUCUGAUUGCAGAUCGUGCUCACGCGCGAAUUGAUCGCCGGAGGUGAUGUCGGAGGAGAUGGCGUCGAAGAAGGUUGUUGCCAACGGAUCGGAGAAGAGCGUGUCGGGAAAUCUCGGAAGCAGCGGCGUUCUCGGCGAUCGGAAUGAUGGCGGAAGCAGCAUCGGCCACAGUUCUGGUGUCGGCGAAGGAGGAGAGGGAGGGGUGUUCGAGUAUUUCGGGCGGGUUUAUCAUUUGGGAACAAAUUCGAUCGGGCAUGAGUACUGUCAUCUGAGGUUCUUGUUCAUAAGAGGGAAAUAUGUGGAGAUGUACAAGAGGAAUCCUCACGAGAACCCCGGCAUUAAACCUAUAAGGAGGGGUGUCAUAGGACCCACAAUGAUGAUAGAAGAGCUGGGAUGCCGCAAAGUUAAUCACGGGGAUGUCUAUGUCAUAAGGUUCUAUAACCGAUUGGACGAAACAAAAAAAGGGGAAAUUGCCUGUCCUACUGCUGGGGAAGCCCGCAAAUGGUUGGAGGCUUUUGAGCAUGCUAAACAGCAGGGUGAAUAUGAGCUGACAAGAGGAGGAAGCACAAGAAAUAAAUUAAACAUGGAAGCUGACAUCGAUCUGGAAGGACAUCGGCCUAGAGUUAGGCGUUAUGCUCGUGGGUUAAAAAAGCUUAUGAAGAUUUGGCAAGGUAAGGUGCCAUGUCCUGAAACACUUUUGAGGCAAUCCUCUAGCUUGGUUAACGAUGGUAGGGGAGAUGGUUUCUAUGAAGGUGACAAUGGAGAUGCAAUUGAAGCACAUGAAUGGAAAUGUGUUCGUACUAUCAAUGGCGUUAGGAUUUUUGAAGAUGUAGCUAACUACAAGGCUGGAAGAGGGGUUCUUGUAAAAGCAGUUGCUGUAGUUGAAGCAAAUGCAGAUGCUGUUUUCGAAGUGAUUUUGAAACUUGACAAGCAUCAAAGAUAUGAGUGGGAUGCAUUUACAGGUGAUCUGGAACUGGUAGACUCAUAUGAUGGCAACUAUGAUGUUGUUUACUGCACAUAUGAUCCUAAGUAUCUUUCACGAUGGCAAUCAAAUAGAGAUUUUAUUUUCUCUAGGCAAUGGUUCCGUGGGCAAGAUGGAACAUACACAAUCUUACAAUUUCCAGCAACACACAAGCAAAGACCUCCAAGGUCUGGAUAUCGACGCACGGAAAUUACUCCAUCCACUUGGGAAAUUAGAAGCUUGAACACACCUGCGGAUACAGAAACUGCAAGAUGUCUUGUAACACAAAUGCUUGAAAUCCACUCUAAACGCUGGUGCAAAUGGAAGAACAGUUACUACUCAAAGUUUGAAAAGACUAUCCCCUAUGCAUUACUCAUCCAAGUUGCAGGUCUUAAGGAGUAUAUCGAAGCAAACCCAGCAUUCAAGCAUGAAACUUCUGCCACAGUUGUCAAUUCAAGGUUGUCAGAUCUUUCAACUAGUGAAUAUGAAGAUGAAGAUGCGGAGGAUCAGUUCUAUGACGCCACAGACUCCUCCUCAGAUGAUGAGGAAAGUGAUGAGGAUGACGACGAACAGGAAAAAAAGGAGAUAAAAGUGAAACUGAAGAAUGUAUCCUGGGCAAUCGCUAGCUUAUCUUUGAAGCAGCCUAAAGCUCCAUGUGCAAACAACGAGUUGGAUGCUUGUGUUGAUCCUGUGACCAUCGAUCUAAGUCAGUUCCAAGGAUCCCUGCAGAAAGGGUUGGAUGACAAAGAUUCAAACUGCUGGUGUUCUCCUAGUGGCAUGGGGUUUAUGAUCAGAGGAAAAACUUAUUUAAAAGAUAAUGCAAAGGUGAUGGGUGGGGAGCCUCUUCUCAAACUUAUAGCAGUAGAUUGGUUUAAAGUUGAUAAAGCCGUAGAUAACAUUGCUUUGCAUCCCAAGUGUCUUGUUCAGUCCGAAGCUGCGAAAAAACUACCGUUCAUCCUCGUCAUCAAUCUCCAGAUUCCAGCAAAACCCAACUAUUGUUUGGUCCUAUAUUAUGCUGCUGACAGGCCGGUAAAUAAAUCUUCAUCGCUGGGAAAAUUUGUGGAUGGGAGUGACACGUAUCGAGACUCGAGAUUUAAAUUGAUCCCAAGCAUUGUUCAGGGAUACUGGAUGGUGAAGCGGGCUGUUGGAACAAAAGCUUGCUUGCUUGGUAAAGCCGUAACCUGCAAGUACCUGAGGCAGGAUAAUUUCUUGGAGAUCGAUGUAGAUAUUGGAUCAUCAUCUGUUGCAAGAAGUGUGAUCGGUCUUGUUCUUGGAUAUGUCACAAGCCUGAUUGUUGAUCUUGCCAUCUUGAUCGAGGGAAAGGAAGAAUCGGAGUUGCCAGAGUAUAUUCUCGGUACGGUUAGGCUUAACCGGAUUAAACCAGAUUCUGCCAUGCCAUUAGAGGGAUGAAACUCUGCAUUUACAGAUUUGCAAUGCAAUCGUUACAAGAAAUUCAAUCUUCAAAUUCGGUAUCACAAAUCUUCAAUAGCUUCAGCUUUUAAUUAAAAAAAAAAGAAGAAAUAAACACAUUGGCUAAAAAAAGAUGUUCUUUAAGAAGGUUGUAUCAUCAAAUGCAUCUACUUAUAAGCUACUCUUCCAUUGUUGCAUAACCUUUUUUUUUUUGGUAAAACAUUUUUUUUUCUGUUUUGACUUUUACUGUAUUAAACUUACGACCAAUGAAAUUCCAGAAUUACCCCUGUUUA